GUGUGGCAUUGCUUUUUUCAUUGAGAAAGAAACACCUCUCUCUCUCUCUCUCUCUGUUUUCUUUUUCACUUGCACUGAAAAACAGAGUGGUAACGGUUGCACACUCUACACUAGUGCUCCCAAAAAUUUUAUAUCUAUAUACAUAUAUAUUUUAUAUUUUCUUCUUCAUUGAGCUUUUUCCUUUCUGGGUUUCCUUUUGGGGACCUGAAAAUUUUCUUCUGGGUUCAUUUCAAUCAAAAUGUUGUAAGGGUUUUGGGGACUCCAAUUUUCUUCUGGUUUCAUUUCAAUCAAAACUUUGUUGUCUGGGUUUUGGGUACCUAAAUCUGCCUCAUCGAGUUUUUUCCUUCCUGGGUUUCUUUUUGGGAACCUGAAAAUUUUAUUCUGGGUUUUCAUUUCAGGGUUUUAGGACUUUCAAUUUUCUUCUGGUUUCAUUUCAAUCAAAACGCCAUCGUUUGGGUUUUGGGUACCCAAAUCUUCUUCUGCUUAAUCUUUCAAUCUUCUGGUGAUUUUGUUUUUCGAAGAGAUGCUGUCGACGAAAUCUGAAUCAGAUAUCACAAGUUUAGCACCAUCAUCUCCAUCAAGGUCUCCAAAACGCGCCGUUUACUACGUGCAGAGCCCAUCUCGAGACUCUCACGAUGGAGACAAAUCAUGUUCCAUGCAGCCAAGUCCCAUGGAUUCACCUUCGCACUCCUCUUCUUUCGGCCGGCACUCCAGAAACUCGUCGGCGAGUCGGUUUUCUGGGAUUUUCCGGUCGUCUUCCGGCAGAAAAGGAACAAGAAAAAGAAACGACAAAGGUUGGCCGGAGAGUAAUGUAAUAUUAGAAGAAGGGUCGUACGAUGAGCUUGAAGAUAAAGCUUUUACCAGGCGAUGUCAAGCUUUGCUUGCUCUUUCUACAUUUGUAUUUCUCUUCACUCUUUUCUGUCUCAUCAUUUGGGGAGCCAGCAGGCCUUAUAAGGCAAUAAUUACUGUCAAGAGACUAGAAGUUAAGAACUUUUAUAUUGGGGAAGGCUCAGAUUUCUCAGGCGUUCCAACGAAGAUGAUGACUGUGAAUGCAUCCUUAAAGAUAAACAUAUAUAAUCCUGCAACUAUAUUCGGCAUUCAUGUUAACUCCGACCUCAUUGAUCUCAUGUAUUCAGAAAUCGUAGUUGCUAGCGGCCAGCUGAAAAAACACUAUCAACCAAGAAAAAGUCACAGAAGUGUAUCAGUGAUCUUACAAGGCAAGAAAGUUCCCUUAUACGGUGCAGGAUCAAGCUUACUAGUUUCGAAAACAGAAGGUCAAGUUCCAUUAACGCUGAGCCUUCGAGUUCGAUCAAGAGGAAAUGUGGUGGGAAAACUUAGGGUUAUGUUGUUAAGAGACAAUGACGAGAUUGAUAACAACUCCGAAAGCAAUAGCAUGUCAUCACUAGAGGAUGAGGAUAAAGAGAAUGAGUAUGCGGCUCAAGGAGAGUCCCUGGUUAUAAGGAAAGCCCUCAACAUCCAAAUAAAAGAGGAGUAUGAUCAGAUAGAGAACAUAUUCUAUACACAGUGUCCUGUGGGUGAAAAAGUAUGCAACUUGAUCAUCGAUGGAGUUAGUUGCACCAACUUAGCCAGCACAACACUCUUUGAAAAGUUGGGAUUAGCUUGUACCAAGCACCCUAACCCAUACCUGUUACAGUGGCUGAAUGAGUAUGGAGAUAUCCAAGCAAACAAGAAGAUAAUGAUAACUUUCACCAUAGGAAGGUAUCAUGAUCAAGUUCUUUGUGAUGUCGUACCUAUGCAUGAAUUUGAGGAUGUAUUUCCAGAAGAGAUACCAGAUGGAUUGCCACCGAUACGAGGGAUUAAAGGAGCUUUAGAGACAUAUAGAGGAGUUGUUGGAAAAGGGACAUAUUCGUGA
This is a messenger RNA of Carica papaya (papaya), 1873 nucleotides long. RefSeq lists its product as uncharacterized. Lineage: Eukaryota; Viridiplantae; Streptophyta; Magnoliopsida; Brassicales; Caricaceae. The record is from RefSeq and is a predicted model, not a curated record.